This is a messenger RNA of Nasonia vitripennis (jewel wasp), 1871 nucleotides long. RefSeq lists its product as uncharacterized. Gene Ontology annotation, molecular function: protein binding. Gene Ontology annotation, biological process: actin filament polymerization. Gene Ontology annotation, cellular component: cytoplasm; actin cytoskeleton. The record is from RefSeq and is a predicted model, not a curated record. NCBI's taxonomy places the organism in Eukaryota, Metazoa, Arthropoda, Insecta, Hymenoptera, Pteromalidae. The transcript is spliced from 5 exons. Bases 291 to 1568 code for a protein of 425 amino acids.
AUCACCCACCAAGACAACGAGCAUAUAUCCAUAGAUAUACACAACACACGAUCCGAUACAUAUACCUAUCUCAGAUAUAACUUGCACCCGCACACUCCGAUCUCGCGCGAGACGCAAAGUGCAAGCUCUCUUCGGAGCUCUAGCGCACGCGGGGGGCAGCUACAUACAAUAUAUAUAAUACGGCUACAACAAAACACGAGCUUCUGGUCCGUCGCUUUUCUCGAGGAGUACAGUUGGACCUUGCAUUGAGCAUCAGUGCAGAAGAGUGAAAGAAGAGUGAAAGCGCGAAGAUGCGGGCGCGCGGCUGCGUAGCCAGCUAUGCGCUGUGCUUCCUGGUGAUCCAGGUGAAGUUGUCGAACUCGCGAACCUCCUGGCGACUCAACGCUGACAAGGUCGUUAAGACGAGUCCUCCACCAGCGGGGACAGCAGCUCUCGAGGACGAUCUCAUCCUCGACAUACUCACUGGCAGCACAAGUCUGGGUAAUGGCCAGGGCUGGAGCAGAUCAGCUGCGCCGCCGUCGUCCACCUCGACUGCUGACAAACUCCAGGUCUACUGCAACGAGUGCAAAAGCUACGUUGCUGCUGCUGCUGGAGGAACACAAGAGCGACGCUUCUCGGCGUACGCCCUGAACAAGGACUCGAGUCCGGGUUCCUCGAGCAACUCGACGAACGAAGCUGGUUUCGGUCUGGGCACAGCUGCCGCUGCUACCAGUGAUCAGCAGCAGAGUCAACAGCAGCAGCAGCAGCAGCAACAGCAACAGAAUCAACAGCUUAGUUGUGGCUCGCCGGGUCAAUCGUGCGACGACAUCGUCCUCGACUGUGGCAAACCGGUGAACUUUACGUACUAUGAUAAUCUUCUGGGGGUAGCCAACAGAAACAAACAUCCCCUGGUACCGGAGCCCGGGGUCGUACUGAUGUUCAAGAAGAACGAGGAGAAGCUGACAGAUUUCGACAUUGACUUGCUUGAGCGACGACUAAAGAGGGCUAAACGCGAGAAACCAAAGUCGGUGCAGCUUUACAACCAGAUCGGCAACUUCUGGCGCAUCAAGGGCAACGCGCAGCGCUCCAUCGAGUGUUUCCGUCGAGCGCUUGCCGUCUCGCCGCACAACGCCGAAGUUCUGCUAAAUCUCGCACGGGUCCUUCUCGUCCUCGAGUACCUCGACGAUGCCUCCUACUUAGCGCGACGUUCACUCGAGCUUCAGCCGCCCGAUCGUAAUGCCUGGGAGCAGUACCUCACACUUGGUCAAAUAUUCAAGGCAUACGGACACUUUCAAGAGGCCGCCGUUCACCUGCGACAUGCGCUCGAGUUGAAGCCAGAUCUAGUCGACGCUGCAAAAGCUCUCAAAGAGGUGGAGUCCUUGCCGAUAGCCAGCAUACACGUCUAUACGCUUCUCAUCAUAGUGUGCUUGGUGCUGGGUGUUCUCUUGGUGGUGUUAAGCAGCGUCGAGUGUGAGGAGGACUCGAGUUUGAGCUCGGAACAGCCCCAGCGACCGGCCCAGCGACACUUCAACCGCGCCAUGGCAAUGCGAAGUUUACGACUCAACGUUUCGCGCGGUAAGCGCUGUUGAUCGCCGCAGCUGCUGCUUCGCACUACAUAUUGUCCUUUGUGAUAUAUAGAGCCUCGCUAUUCGAGACUCGAGCGAAUCUCGAUGACGAGCUACCUAUUUGUAUAUGGUUUCGUUCUUUCUUAAAAAAAAAGCGAUGCAACACGACCGUUACCGACGCUCGCGCGAUCAGUUAUGCGACACGCGGAAUAGGUAUUAUAAGGAGCUCGAUAAAGGAGGCGUGAUUGAUAUCUUAAAGAAUGUAGCGCGCGUGCGCCUCUUUCCUUAUUGUACUUUCUUUUUUUGUACUUACGGAUAUUAUAUAUA